AAUUCAUUUUACAAUUGUUCGUCAACAUAAAUUGUUGUAAAAAAUUCUAACAAAAACGAAUUAUUUAUUGAAUAAAACGCCGAAUAAAACUAACCAUUUGGCAAUUAAAUUAUUUGUAAACCUUUUCCAAAUCAAUUAAAAAAAACAAUGGACGCUACUAAGGAUCAGGGCUUGGUUAUCAAAAUGGCACAAAAGAACAAGGAAACCCAAACAGUUAAACUGGGUGGUGGCAAUUGGUUUGCAUCGGGUCCACAUGGUGCAGUACCUGGUUAUACUCGGAUGCCGGCAUUUUGUCGCAUCUCCUGGCAGUUCUAUAAGGAUCGUGAGGAAGAGCUUUAUCGACGCGCCUGCCAACUAAAGGGAAUACGUGUGCAGCGCGAGGAGGAGGAUGACUCAAUUGGUUCAGAGGAGGAGCCAAUUAGGGCACAUUAUCGUUAUACCUUAGACGAAAUGAAAAGCUAUAAUCCUUAUCGUUUUAUCAAUUUAAAAAUGUAAACAAACGCAAACUAUUUCUUAGGCAACAGCAAAAACAACACGCACAGGUACACAUACAUACAAAGAAUGAUUCAGACACAGAUACAAAUACAGAUACAGAUACAUUCACAGAUACACAGAAACAAGACCCGCACACCAAGUUGACGAAUCUGUUGUGUGUAGUCCCUAGAGACUCUGUGAUUUUUACACUUUUUACUGCUUUCACGUUUUCCAGACAUACUGAUACAGACAAUUGCUUCUACAAUUUCAUGUUCAAAACAAUUAAUGAUUGUUCAUAAAUGGUUAUUUUAUUUACCAA
This is a messenger RNA of Drosophila innubila, 793 nucleotides long. RefSeq lists its product as uncharacterized. The transcript is spliced from 2 exons. The coding region runs from base 148 to 495 and encodes 115 amino acids. The record is from RefSeq and is a predicted model, not a curated record. NCBI's taxonomy places the organism in Eukaryota, Metazoa, Arthropoda, Insecta, Diptera, Drosophilidae.